AGGGGUCUUGAGGGGUCUGUGAUAUUUAGGAGUACAGUGAAAGCUUGUGUUUCUGCAGCUGCGCUCCUCCCACCACCUCCCGCUCGCUCUGCGCACUUUUACUGACGGUUUGCGGGUUUCUCACCGAUUGUUUGCCUUCUGGUUUAAUAUUAGGCUCGGUUUUUUUUGGAUCCCUGCGCUCGUGUGUUAAAGAGGGAGUUUCUCUGUCUCGCGCGCGUCUUUCUGAAUUUAUUGCGUAAUCGUUGCGCAACAGUUGCGCUCUGAUCAGCCGCUGUUUGGUGGCACGUGACCAAAAAGCAGGACCAUUAAAGGGUAAAUAAAUAAAUAAAAAAAAAUCACGGUGGAUUGAGAUCUGACAGCUGGAUCGAUCCCUCCAGGAAUGCGGGAGGGGUCUGCGGGUUCGGGAGCCCAGCUGAGCGCCGCCCCGAACUUUUCUCACAGUUUGUUCCGAGCGGCAGAACCACGUCCUGUGGACCACGGUCCGUGCGAGAUCCAAACUAAAAUGUUCCUGUUCUCAGCUGCAGCCGGGCUGCUGGUCCUGCUGGGCUUCUACAUCUGGACUUUCUGUCCGCACCUCUGGGCAGACUGCUCCUACAUGUGGAGGAGCCUCAGGCUGGGCUUCAGGCUGAAGGGGUACAAGAAGUCCAAACCCUUCUACAGCAUCCUGGACCAGUUCUUGGACUCUGCGAGGAGGCGUCCGGACAAGGUCCUGAUCCACUUCGAGGGUCGAGAGUAUUCGUACGCGGAGGUGGACCGACGGAGCAACCAGGUGGCCCGGGCCCUGCAGGCUGAAGCCCGGCUGAAGGAGAGCGACACCGUGGCCCUGUUCCUGCCCAACGAGCCCUCCUACGUCUGGACCUGGCUCGGUUUGGCCAAACUGGGCUGCCGGGCUGCCCUGCUCAACUUUAACAUCAGGUCCAAAUCUCUGCUGCACUGUUUCUCCUGCUGCGGCUCCAAAGUCAUCCUCACCUCCCCAGAGCUGCUGGCUGCUGUGGAGGAGGUGCUGCCGACGCUCAGGGAUCAGGGGAUCAGCGUCUUCCUUCUGUCUGACAGCUGCAGCGUGCCGGGGAUCACCCCCCUGUCUGACAAGAUCUCCAAGGCCUCGGAUGAGCCGCUGUCCCCAGAGCUGCGGGCCAAUGUCCACAUCAGAAGCAUCGCCCUCUACAUCUAUACGUCCGGAACCACAGGUUUGCCUAAAGCGGCCGUUAUCACGCAGGAGAAAAUGUGGGCCGCCUCCUUUGUGCAGGCGGCGUGUGGCGUUACGACGAAGGACACCUUCUACAUCAACCUGCCGCUCUACCACAGCGCCGGCUUCCUCAUCGGGAUGAUCGGAUCCAUCGAGAGAGGUAUCUCCUUCGUCCUGAAGAGGAAGUUUUCAGCCUCUCAGUUCUGGGACGAUUGCAGGAAGUACGACGUGACGGUGAUGCAGUACAUCGGCGAGACAAUGCGUUACCUCUGCAACUCUCCCAGGAAAAUAAACGAGAAGAAUCACAAAGUGAGAAUCGCCAUCGGCAACGGGGUCCGGACGGACGUCUGGACCGAGUUUCUGAAUCGGUUCGGGGACAUCAAAGUCAGGGAGCUGUACGCCGCCACCGAGGGAAACAUCGGCUUCAUCAACUACACGUCUAAGAUCGGAGCGGUGGGACGGGUGAACUUUGUCCACAAGUUCUUCUUCCCCCACAUGCUGAUCAAGUUUGACAUCGAGAAGGAGGAGCCUGUCAGAAACUCAGAGGGUCUGUGCAUCGAAGCAGCCACAGGCGAAACGGGACUUUUGGUCGGAAAGAUAACUUGGAGGAGUCCGUUUGUCGGGUACGCCGGCAACACGGUGCAAACGGAGAAGAAGCGCCUCCGAGACGUCGCGGAGAAAGGCGACCUGUACUUCAACACCGGCGACCUGCUGCGGUUCGACCACGACAACUUUGUGUAUUUCCAGGAUCGAGUGGGGGACACGUUCAGAUGGAAAGGGGAGAACGUGGCCACGUCGGAGGUAGCGGACGUUCUCACUACGGCUCGCUGCGUCUUAGAAGCAAACGUUUACGGCGUUAAAGUAGAAGGUCACGAGGGGCGGAUCGGGAUGGCAGCCGUCACGUUACGAGACGGAGAAGACCUGGAUCGAGCAGACGUCUACAAGCAGGUCGUCAACUACCUCCCAACGUACGCAAGACCCAGAUUUAUACGGAUCCAGCCCUGCCUGGAGAUGACGGGAACGUUCAAGAUGAAGAAAGUGAAGCUGGUGGAGGAGGGGUUCAACCCGGCGCUCAUCCAGGACCCCCUUUACUUCCUGGACUCAGAGAAGAAGACUUACGUCCCUCUGACGGACGAGAUCUACAGAGCCAUCAUUUCAAAGGAACUCAAACUUUAACAGAAUCGAAGACAUAAACAGCCGUGGACUCCCGUCUACUAAUCUCAGGGACAGACUUUGACAUCACAACCUCCUCAAAAAGACUGUUUUUUUUAAUUAACAACUAUUUUGCACCUUUUACAGUUUUGAAGCUCCCUAAAGUAGACAUUUGUUGUUGUCUUUUAGAUCCUUCUUAAUACAAACGUAUCUUAUCUGACUCUGAAGGCGGGAAAUCUUUAACAUGUGAGAUUAACUGGAUUUAUUCUUAUUUAAGCUGGAUUACUCCAGAAACUUGUCUUUAAAUUUUUUUUCCCUUAAA
Austrofundulus limnaeus is the source of this 2660-nucleotide messenger RNA. RefSeq names its product solute carrier family 27 member 2 (gene slc27a2). NCBI's taxonomy places the organism in Eukaryota, Metazoa, Chordata, Actinopteri, Cyprinodontiformes, Rivulidae. Bases 380 to 2362 code for a protein of 660 amino acids. Gene Ontology annotation, molecular function: long-chain fatty acid transmembrane transporter activity; long-chain fatty acid-CoA ligase activity. Gene Ontology annotation, biological process: long-chain fatty acid metabolic process; long-chain fatty acid import into cell. Gene Ontology annotation, cellular component: endoplasmic reticulum membrane; plasma membrane. The transcript has 10 exons. The record is from RefSeq and is a predicted model, not a curated record.